CGGCCAGGGGCCUAUGCUAUAUAUAGAGGCGGCGGCGGCAGCCGCGGCGACGGCGGCCCAUUGCGAGGCAGUUCGCUAGCGGGAGCGCGAGCCAGUGAGAGGCGCCUGCGCGAUGUCCGGGCCCCUGAGCCCGCGGCGCUGAGCCAGCCGGGACGGACAUGCGCGGGAGGGCGCCGCGGGGCAGCCGCCGCUCCUCCGGGGGUAUGAAAGCUACUGGUUGAUUUUAAAAUGCCUGGGCCUCACAGGUUUGGAGAUGUCCCAGAAUAAGGCACAAUGUCAAUAGCAGGAGUUGCUGCUCAGGAGAUCAGAGUCCCAUUAAAAACUGGAUUUCUACAUAAUGGCCGAGCCAUGGGGAAUAUGAGGAAGACCUGCUGGAGCAGUCGCAGUGAGUUUAAAAACAACUUUUUAAAUAUUGACCCGAUAACCAUGGCCUACAGUCUGAACUCUUCUGCUCAGGAGCGCCUAAUACCACUUGGGCACACUUCCAAAUCUGCUCCGAUGAAUGGCCACUGCUUUGCAGAAAAUGGUCCGGCUCAAAAGUCCAGCUUGCCUCCUCUUCUUAUUCCCCCAAGUGAAAACUUGGGACCACAUGAAGAGGAUCAAGUUGUAUGUGGUUUUAAGAAACUCACAGUGAACGGGGUUUGUGCUUCCACUCCUCCACUGACACCCAUAAAAAACUCCCCUUCCCUUUUCCCCUGUGCCCCUCUUUGUGAAAGAGGUUCUAGGCCUCUUCCACCGUUGCCAAUCUCUGAAGCCCUCUCUCUGGAUGACACAGACUGUGAGGUGGAAUUCCUAACUAGCUCAGAUACAGACUUCCUUUUAGAAGACUCUACACUUUCUGAUUUCAAAUAUGAUGUUCCUGGCAGGCGAAGCUUCCGUGGGUGUGGACAAAUCAACUAUGCAUAUUUUGAUACCCCAGCUGUUUCUGCAGCAGAUCUCAGCUAUGUGUCUGACCAAAAUGGAGGUGUCCCAGAUCCAAAUCCUCCUCCACCUCAGACCCACCGAAGAUUAAGAAGGUCUCAUUCGGGACCAGCUGGCUCCUUUAACAAGCCAGCCAUAAGGAUAUCCAACUGUUGUAUACACAGAGCUUCUCCUAACUCCGAUGAAGACAAACCUGAGAUUCCCCCCAGAGUUCCCAUACCUCCUAGGCCGGUAAAGCCAGAUUAUAGAAGAUGGUCAGCAGAAGUUACUUCGAGCACCUAUAGUGAUGAAGACAGGCCUCCCAAAGUACCGCCAAGAGAACCUUUGUCACCGAGUAACUCGCGCACACCGAGUCCCAAAAGCCUUCCGUCUUACCUCAAUGGGGUCAUGCCCCCAACACAGAGCUUUGCCCCUGAUCCCAAGUAUGUCAGCAGCAAAGCACUGCAAAGACAGAACAGCGAAGGAUCUGCCAAUAAGGUUCCUUGCAUUCUGCCCAUUAUUGAAAAUGGGAAGAAGGUUAGUUCAACCCAUUAUUACCUACUACCUGAACGACCACCAUACCUGGACAAAUAUGAAAAAUUUUUUAGGGAAGCGGAAGAAACAACUGCAAGCGCCCAAAUCCAGCCAUUACCUGCUGACUGCGGCAUAUCUUCAGCCACAGAAAAGCCAGACUCAAAAACAAAAGUGGAUCUGGGUGGCCACGUGAAGCGUAAACAUUUAUCCUAUGUGGUUUCUCCUUAGACCUUGGGGUCGUGGUUCAGCAGAGGUUAUGUAGGAGCAAAUGGAUCUCAAUUUUCCAGUUUGAUUGAAGUGCACAGAAAAAUCCCUUAGAUUGCAAAAUAGUUGAACUCUCUGUCUUCACGCGGAAGGUUUAGAGCAGUUGUGAGAUGCUGUUAUGCUGAGAACCCCUGAUUUUGUUAGUGUUGGAAAAAAGUCUUUCAAGUCUAUAAUUUAAAGAUGUGAUGGUGGGGAGGGGAGGAUGGGGAAGCUUUUUAUAUAUGCAUACAUUACAUACCUAUAUAUAAACUUGUGGUAUAACCAUAGACCAUAGCUGCAGGUUAACCAAUUAGUUACUAUCUUAGAGUAAUAUAUAUUCAGAAUAAUAAACUCAAGCUGGAGAAAUGAGUCCUGAUAGACUGAAAAUUGAGCAAAUAAAUGGAAGAAGAUACAGUAUUGUUUAGAUCAGAAUCAUUAAAAAAUAUUUUUGUUUAGUAAGUUUGAAGAUUUCUGGCUUUUAGGCCUUUUCUAUUUUGUUUCAUUUAUUUUUGCAGGCAGUCUUUUCCAUGGAGGGCAGAGUAUCCAUUCUUUACCAUGGGUGUACCUACUUAGGUUAAAAAUCAUCCCAAGGCCUCAUACUUCCAGGUUUCAUGUUGUGUCUUGUUGAGGGAGGGAGAGCAGUUUACUUGGCAACCAUAUUGUCACCUGUACAUGUAACACAUCUUGAAAAAUAAAACGAUAAUAGAACUAGUGACUAAUUCUCCCUUACAGCUCCUACUUGGUCCCACCCACUGAAGUAGCUCAUCGCAGUGCGGGCCGUAUUAGAGGCAGUGGGGUACGUUAGACUCAAAUGGGAUAGUAUACUAGGUGCCAGUGUUAGGAUGUCAGUUUUACAAAAUAAUGAAGCGAUUAGCUAUGUGAUUGAGAGUUAUUGUUUGGGGAUGUGUGUUGUGGUUUUGCUUUUGUUUUUUUAGACUGUAUUAAUAAACAAAUACAACACAAGCUGGUCUUGUGUUGCUGGUUCCUAUUCAGUAUUUCCUGGGGAUUGUUUGCUUUUUAAGUAAAACACUUCUGACCCAUAGCGCAGUAUGUCUGAAUUCCAGAGGUCACAUCAGCAUCUUUCUGCUUUGAAAACUCUCACAGCUGGCUGCUUCACUUAGAUGCAGUGAGACACAUAGUUUGUGUUCCGAUUUUCACAUCCUUCCAUGUAUUUAUCUUGAAGAGAUAAGCACAGAGGAGAAGGUGCUCACUAACAGAGGUACAUUACUGCAAUGUUCUCUUAACAGUUAAACAAGCUGUUUACAGUUUAAACUGCUGAAUAUUAUUUGAGCUAUUUAAAGCUUAUUAUAUUUUAGUAUGAACUAAAUGAAGGUUAAAACAUGCUUAAGAAAAAUGCACUGAUUUCUGCAUUAUGUGUACAGUAUUGGACAAAGGAUUUUAUUCAUUUUGUUGCAUUAUUUUGAAUAUUGUCUUUUCAUUUUAAUAAAGUUAUAAUACUUAUUUAUGAUACCAUUA
Molecule: messenger RNA, 3153 nt
Organism: Cercocebus atys (sooty mangabey)
Lineage: Eukaryota; Metazoa; Chordata; Mammalia; Primates; Cercopithecidae
Gene: ERRFI1
Product: ERBB receptor feedback inhibitor 1
Exons: 4
Coding region: 274-1662 (462 amino acids)
Biological process (GO): negative regulation of epidermal growth factor receptor signaling pathway; regulation of keratinocyte differentiation
Cellular component (GO): extrinsic component of cytoplasmic side of plasma membrane
Source: RefSeq, a predicted model, not a curated record